CUAUUUCUUCUUGGAAUGACAAUGGACAAAUGCAGUUUGUCCAAGAUCCUUAUGCUCUUUACCGCUCAGAUUUUUUUCCCGGUCUUGGAUGGAUGCUUUCAAAAUCUACUUGGGACGAAUUAUCUCCAAAGUGGCCAAAGGCUUACUGGGACGACUGGCUAAGACUCAAAGAGAAUCACAGAGGUCGACAAUUUAUUCGCCCAGAAGUUUGCAGAACAUAUAAUUUUGGUGAGCAUGGUUCUAGUUUGGGGCAGUUUUUCAAGCAGUAUCUUGAGCCAAUUAAACUAAAUGAUGUCCAGGUUGAUUGGAAGUCAAUGGACCUUAGUUACCUUUUGGAGGACAAUUACGUGAAACACUUUGGUGACUUGGUUAAAAAGGCUAAGCCCAUCCAUGGAGCUGAUGCUGUCUUGAAAGCAUUUAACAUAGAUGGUGAUGUGCGUAUUCAGUACAGAGAUCAACUAGACUUUGAAAAUAUCGCACGGCAAUUUGGCAUUUUUGAAGAAUGGAAGGAUGGUGUACCACGUGCAGCAUAUAAAGGAAUAGUAGUUUUCCGGUACCAAACGUCCAGACGUGUAUUCCUUGUUGGCCAUGAUUCGCUUCAACAACUCGGAAUUGAAGAUACUUAACAAAGAUAUGAUUG
Messenger RNA from Nicotiana tabacum (common tobacco), 640 nucleotides. The record is from RefSeq and is a predicted model, not a curated record. Lineage: Eukaryota; Viridiplantae; Streptophyta; Magnoliopsida; Solanales; Solanaceae.